AUGUCCGCAACUCCUGUGUCGUCCCCAGGCUACGCCGACGAGAUCCUGGCCCAGGAGCCCUCGUUUUUCUCGAAGUUUUGCCUCGACGGGCUGCUGGCCCUCGCGGAUUGUGUCGUGUUGCUCGGGCUGCUGGCGUAUCAACUGUAAAAAUGUCUGGGUCUGGAAGAUUCAGACACUUGUCAUGCACGUUUUGCAUGGGGAUGGGCCCUGAUGUCUGUGAUGCAUGCCCUAGCAUCACAGAUUUUUUGAGAGCUUCUUGAUGCCUAUUUCGCAUGACAAAUGCCCUCUCCGCGUAGCAAGAAUUACACUGCCUUUGGUACUCAUGCAAUACAGAUUUUUUUGGAAUCCAAAUGCAGCAUCACAAGUUGAAUUCUUCCAGACCCAGACAUUUUUACAUUUGAUAUGGCGCUGAUCUCCCAGCUCCGCCGCACCAAGUCGUUGCUGGGACUGUCUCUGCAGACGAUCGUGGCGCUGACGGUCACUAUCAACUGCAAAGCUGUCUGGCUCUGGAAGGAUGCGAGCUUGUGAUGCGUGUUGCGGAUCAUACAAAAAUCUGUGUUGCGUGACUUGCAAAAGGUGUCCAUUUCUGGCCAUGCUGAGAGGGCAUUUCUCAUGCAGUAUAGGCAUCACCUUCUCCUUCACCAAGGGGCUGCAGAACCUGUUAUGCUAGGCCCUACAUUCCAGACUUGGUGGAACUUGGAGAAACUGCAUGACAAAUCUCGGAAGACUUACCGUUUGUAGCUUUUAUAAAGAAAUGGGACGCCCUGCCCUUAGCCUUCCAACAUGACAAAUCGAAAUCUCGGAAUCUUCCAGACCCAGAUUUAUUUGCACUCGAUAGUCACGCGGGUGCUGCAUUUUGCCUCCUGUGUUCUCGGUUUCCACUUUGACGCCACCCGGUUUUUGCUGCUGGACUUGGCGUAUGAACUGCAAAAGUAUCGUACUAGUAUAAAUUGCAAUACAAAUUUCCUCAGCAUGAGAAAUAAAACUUGUCAUGCGGAUCCACCUUAACAAUAGAAUUUGUAAUGCAUAAACGCGAUUAGUACGAGUACGAUGCUUUUGCACAGGAUAUGGCGAUCGUGGUGGCCCUGGUAUUUGUCUGCCUCCAGGUGUUCGAGUUUUUCCCGACCUACCAGGGACUAUCAAAUGUAAAAAUGUCUGGGUCUGGAAGGUUGGAACUUGUCAUGCUGAAUCUGAAUCAUGCAAGAAAUCUGUGUUGCGUGAUUACCAACAGCCGUCGUUUUUUACCAAGUUGAGAGGCAAUUUCUCAUGCAGGAUCGGCAUGCUAGAGAUCUCACAGAGUUUGUCAUGCUAGGCGCUGCAUUCCAGUCCUCAUGAGUCAUAGAAAACCUGCAUGACAAACCUGGUAACCUUCCAGACCCAGACAUUUUUACAUUUGAUAGGGACUCGCGGUGGACAAAUUCGGCCGGUUUUUGCACCCCAACGACCAUGCGCAGUGUGCCUGCCUGUACGUCGCGGCCCUCACGAUCGCGCUGUUGACCAUGUCGAUCCGCCGAACAGAAUAUGCGCGUGCACACCUCGUUCUCAACAUUUUUCUUCGCAAAAGAAGGCCAAUUAAGUAUUGUGGAGCCAGUGCUUCUCUUUUAAUAUCAGUGGCAUGCGCAUACUUCAAACCUGAAGCUUCGAAAUACGAUUGACCGGACCACCAGGAGGAUCACAGCACAACUCCAAGUCGUGUUGUUGUACAUACACUGUACUGUUUUUUGAGUAGUUGCUGUUCCUGUAUCAGACAAUUUUAAUUUUUUACAAAGGCAAAGGGGAUGCAAGGAAGUCGAGUUCUUGUGCACUGUGCAUACAGGAGCAAGCUUCAGCUCGUUCGUCUUUUGCUUUCACGAGAUUCUCACCCUCCUCGCACUGUUGCCCCAACUCUACAUGUUCGCCGCCACUGCCCCGGAAUCCCGGUCGGUGGACUUACUGUUGAAAAUGGAUUUCCUGCUCUUUUUCGGCCUCAGCAAGGUUUUGAACCUCGGGUUUUGGAUCCUGUUCCCCGUACUCAUCAGUGGGGUAAAAAUAUCGUCAAGUGCGGACACGAUUUCUGGGAUAGAAGCGAGUGCAGCUGCGGGCACUGCAGCUCUCGCUGCCUCCGGGGUAGAAGUCUCACCGAGCGAUCCAGCUGCGGUGGCCUCAACAGCAUCGCCAGGACUAACAGGAGCAGCAGCAGCAGCCGACCAGCAGGCGUCUAGUGCGACAGCCGCGCCAAUAGUAAGUCCACCAGCCGCGGCCUCGCGCGGCUACCCCGCGAACCGUGGCGUGCAGAUGUUCGCGGAGUUUGUCAAUUUGCUUCUCCUUUCGGACUUCCUCUACGGCCGACUCCGAGUUCGGGAGAGCGUUCGGACUUUUCUCAUCCGGAAUUUUGGCUUUCUGCUUCAUUUUCUCGCCGGGGAAAAACGGAGUCGGAGCAGCGAAAGCAGUGCGGACAUGGAUUAUAUGACGGGAGAGGGUGAUGUUGAUAUGUGGAACAUGCAGAAUGGAAAUUAUGGAAACAACAAAGCGGAUGGGUCGGCGAUGCAGACCGUAGGUACCAGUGCCGGAGGUGGGGGAAAGGGGGGAAGCUAUUUGUUCAACUACGAUAAGAAUUCCAUGAUGGAUCACGACAUGAUAUGAAAAAUAAGAAGUGCAAACCGAGGACUUUGAAGCAGAAUGUCGCUGGCGAUCAGGAUGAUGUGUGGAAAUCGUGAAUCAGAAUCACAAUUCAUUUUUUCACCAAAUUGUCUACGUAGGGAGGAGUUGACGGGUUUGGUUUCGACAUAGGAAGAUUGCGGCUCGCUGUGCAACAGAG
Molecule: messenger RNA, 2797 nt
Organism: Amoebophrya sp. A120
Lineage: Eukaryota; Dinophyceae; Syndiniales; Amoebophryaceae
Source: the annotation of a GenBank genome assembly